This is a messenger RNA of Solanum stenotomum, 1095 nucleotides long. RefSeq names its product protein LURP-one-related 10-like. Lineage: Eukaryota; Viridiplantae; Streptophyta; Magnoliopsida; Solanales; Solanaceae. Bases 287 to 925 code for a protein of 212 amino acids. The record is from RefSeq and is a predicted model, not a curated record. The transcript is spliced from 2 exons.
AUAUUAUUACUAAUACCUUUCAACAUUAUUAUUAAUAUCUGCAUAACUCUAACAAGGAUAAAAAACGACCCUCGUUUCCAUUUGACCAACUUAAUAUAGUAUUAUUUCAAAUUAAUUCCCUCACCAUCUUCCCUCUUUCCUUUCUUUAUCUUCUUCAUUAAUCAACAAAACUUUCCAUUAUAAAAACACUCCAAUUCCCAAAUCUCAAUACUCACAAAACUGAAAAAUCUCUCUUUUUCUCUCUAAAUCUCUCAAAAAUUAUCUCUAAUUUUUAGUUCAAUUAAGUAUGGCAGGAACAAGUAAUUAUCCUCCUCAAACUCCGGCGCCUAUGCCGGUACCAAAUCAGGUAGCAAUUAUAAAUCCACAGUUCUGUGCACCAUAUCCAGUUGAUUUGAACGUCGUAAGGAAACUUAUGACUUGGUCUGAAGGUGCUUUCGGAGUUACCGAUGUCAAUGGAAACAUUGUUUUUAAGGUUAAAGGCAAGUUCUUCAGCCUCCGUGAUCGCCGGAUUUUGCUUGAUGCUGCCGGAAACUCUCUCGUCACUUUUGAACAAAAGAUGUUGAGUGCCCAUAGGAGAUGGCAAGUAUACAGAGGAGAAAGCACAGACACAAAAGAUUUCCUUUUUAGUGUAAAAAAAUCUUCACUUCUUCAAUUCAAAACCAAAUUGGAUGUAUUCUUAGCACACAACACAUCAGAAGAGGUUUGUGAUUUCAGAAUUGAAGGCAGUUGGCUUGAAAGAUCAUGUGUUAUUUAUGCUGGAAAUUCGUCUACUAUAAUUGCUCAAAUGCACAGGAAACACACUGCUCAAAGUAUACUACUUGGGAAAGACAAUUUUGGUGUCACAGUAUACCCAAACGUGGAUUACGCGUUUGUUGUUGCUCUCAUUGUGAUUCUGGAGGAGAUUAAUGAGGAUCGUUCAGAUUAAGAUUGUUAUCGCGAGCAUUGCCAGUAGCUUGAUGUAUAUUUUGUUUGAACUGCGCUUUUUUGGCUUUAAUUUUAAGUGUAGUUGAUUGCCAGAUUUGGCUAAUGUUGUAUAAGUGUGUAACGUUGUUGUGUUUGCAAGCUUUUCAGGCAGUGCCAAUAAGUUAUUAUCAA